Molecule: messenger RNA, 6263 nt
Organism: Amphiprion ocellaris (clown anemonefish)
Lineage: Eukaryota; Metazoa; Chordata; Actinopteri; Pomacentridae
Gene: adar
Product: adenosine deaminase RNA specific
Exons: 16
Coding region: 374-4387 (1337 amino acids)
Biological process (GO): adenosine to inosine editing; RNA processing
Cellular component (GO): nucleolus; cytoplasm
Molecular function (GO): double-stranded RNA binding; tRNA-specific adenosine deaminase activity; double-stranded RNA adenosine deaminase activity
Source: RefSeq, a predicted model, not a curated record
AGAGCGUCCAGUGGGUAUAAAGGACAGAAAUCAGCGGCAGUUUUUAUUGCGGAAGCUGCGGACGGAAGAACCAUAAACACCUGGAGAACACGUUUAUCCUUUAUCUAAUUCAGCCUUUACACAGUUUAACUUCUCUCUCUCUGGCUUGUGUCUGGAAAUCUGCUGCUGCUGCUUUUCUGCUUCAUCUAAACAUCAGGAAGCUGUUGUUUUUCGUCGCUUUUUUCAUUCAUUUGAACCUCUGUAGGUGCUCUUCAGUGUGAAACCGGUCGGUUGACUUUCCACCCGGCUGUUCUGUUGCUGCUCGAGGACGUCCGCUAACACCGAAGCUGCACCGCCAGCUGCCCCGGGCCCCUUCGCGCUCAACCCCUGCGCUAUGAGCAGAGGUAGAGGAGGGCCUCCCCGAGAACACUACUACAGACACCCGUCACCUCAUUUACAGGCCAAGGAGAGCUACUACAGCCCUGGCCCGGCCCCACGCUUCCCCAGAGCCGGCCCACAGCAGAUCCCACAUCCAGGUUACUACAGCGGUCCCGCCCACCCUGUAGCGCCCUCACAGCCACCGUCUAUCAUCCCCUCCGCUCCCCCGAUACCAGCCCACCUUAAAGACUUCCCUAAAUCCGUGGGCGCACAUAACCUGAAUCAACCCGCCCAUCCACAAGCGCCCAAUUCCUUCAUUUACAAGCAGGCGGAAUUCCUCAGAGGACAGACUUCUGAGGCGCCGCAGUUCAGAGCCGGACCUCGAGGAGGAGGAGGAGGAGGAGGAGGAGGGUCGUUGGUGCCAGGCUGGCCGCCGAGUUCUCCAUACCAGUCCCAGUCAGGGUACGGCAGGUAUCCAAGCAGCAGCAGCAGCUCCGGUAGAGGUAGAGGAGGCUACGGCCAAGAUCAGAGCUUCACAGGAGCCUCCAGAGGGCCUCGACACCUGAAUCAGAGCCAGCAGCACGGUCCAAACCGCAGCCAGUACGCAAACAGACAAUGGACCGACCCGCUGUGUGACGAUUUUCAGGGUCUGUCUCUUCAUCAAGACGGAAGAGGCGACAGAUUCGACAGACACUCUUCCAGUUUUACUAAAGCGAGCAUCACCCUCACCCCGGCCAUACAGGAGCAGGUUCACAGGACGCUGAAGCCAACCGAGAGCGUCUCCGCUAAAGUGUUGGCCAGGAAGCUGCACCUGCCCAAGACGAUAGUGAACAAGGCUCUGUACUCUUUGGAGCGCUUGGAGAAAGCCUCCAAGCGAGGAGUCACCCCUCCGGAGUGGACUCUGUUCAGAGAACCUCUUAGAAGCGAAGAAGAACUGAACUUCAGACCUUCAAAUCUGCGAGUCACUUUCAAGACGCCUCUAAAAUCUGAAGUCAAGCCGGAAACAGGAAACAGCGUCCAAUCCAGAGAAGAAGAUUCGGAUACAGAAUCCAGUGUUUCCUUUAGCUCCUCUUCAGAAUCGGACGCCUCUGAGGAACCCAAGACACCAACAGAAGGUCAGCACCACGAGAAUCCCAGCACUCCCAGCUUCCCCAGCUCCACCAGCUCCCCCGACCAGGAGCUCAAAGCUGCUAUGAUGACGGACCAGAAGGAGCUCGUCCUGAAAUACCUGCUGGAUUCAGGGGAGGCGACAGCUCUCGUCAUCGCAAAGAACCUGGGUCUGCGGACCGCCAAGCAGGUCAAUCCCACCCUGUACGCCCUGGAGAAGCAGGGCGAGGUCACCAAGAAUGGAGACGUCAACCCUCCCACGUGGGAGCUCUCGAACCGCCGCCGGGAGAGGAUGCAGAGGAGCCUCAAAGCCGCUCAGAGCGCCUCGGCUCUGGGCGAGAAGAUGGAGGAGGAGCCCAGCAGAGACGAGAGGGCAGGAGGGUCGCCUCCAGCAGAGGUCCCAGGCCUGGAGUCCAUCCCGCUGCUGGGGGGCUGGAUGCCAGAGCAGACUCACGGUGAAGCGCAGCCUUCUUUUCCCUCAUGUAAAGAUGAAGAGACCAACGAGGGACAGUGGGCCACCGACGACAUCCCAGAAUUCCUCAACGCCAUUCGCAGAGAGACCGACGCUGAGAAACUGGCGGCGGAGCGGGCCAACGCCGUGGGAACGGUCGCCGUGUCGCUGGCCGCCCCGCCGCCUCAGAACCUGUGGGCCAAACUGCAGGAGGUGAGGCUGAAGAACCCGGUCAGCGGCCUCAUGGAGUACGCCCAGUAUCUGGGCCACAACUGCGAGUUCCUGCUCCUCGACCAAUCGGGACCCUCCCACGACCCGAGAUUCCGUAUGCAGGUGAUGCUCAACAAGAGGCUGUUUCCCAUCGCGGAAGCUUCCAGCAAGAAGGUGGCGAAGAAGGAUGCGGCUGCUGCGACGCUUCGCAUCCUCAACGGGGAGAUGCAGGGAGGGUCGGCCAAUGAGGAGAACACUGCCAGCGUGGACCAAACGGGAGAUUUACUUCCAGAUACCAGUGGCGCCGUCGAUAACAGCGGCGUUGAAGGGAUGACGGAGGGACCUCGCCAGCCUCUGUCCCGAUCUCUGCCCGGUGGGAAGAACCCGGUGUCCGUCCUGAUGGAGUACAGCCAGCGCAGCGGGAACCCCAUCGAGUUCAUCAUCACCGGGCAGGCAGGACCGCCACACGACCCGAGGUUCAUGUACAGGGUGAAGGUGGGAGAAAACCUGUUUGCAGAAGCUUCAGCUCCGAGCAAGAAGGCAGCUCGCCAGCUGGCAGCGGAGGAGGCUGUCAAGGAGCUAAUGGCUGAUGGGAGGCUGCAGCUCAACAAGCCUCAGUUGCCCCUGGGCUCCUCCAGUGACAGCGAUAGCGGAGCUUCGGGGACAACCUGCCCCUCGUUGCCUCCUCUGACUGCAGACGAGCUGCGAGCCGCCCACGAGGCCGGGGUCGGAGACCUCAUCAACCACCUGAACAACAACGCCGUGUCGGGGCUGCUGGAGUACGCCAGAGCUCGAGGCUUCGCCGCUGAGAUCCGCCUGGUGGGACAGUCAGGACCGCCGCACGAACCAAAGUUCACCUACCAGGCCAAGCUGGGCGGACGCUGGUUCCCUCCAGUCUGUGCGUCCAAUAAGAAGCAGGGGAAGCAGGAAGCUGCAGACGCCGCUCUGCGGGUUCUGAUUGGAGAAGCUGAGAGGGCGGCUCGAACCGGGGAGCUCAUCCCAGCAGAGCUUCCAGUGAGCGGCAGCACUCUGCACGACCAGAUAGCGAUGCUGAGCCACCAGCGGUUCAACUCUCUGACCACCCGGAUCCAACACAGCCUUCUGGGUCGCAAGAUCCUGGCCACCAUCGUCAUGAGGAGAGGCGAGGGCCUGGGCACCGUCGUCAGCCUCGGAACUGGAAAUCGCUGCGUUAAAGGGGAGGAGCUGAGCCUUAAAGGGGAGACGGUUAACGACUGCCAUGCCGAAAUCAUCUCCAGGAGGGGAUUUGUUCGGUUUCUGUACAACGAGCUUCUCAAGCACUGCGACGGCACAGACGACGGUAUAUUCGAGCCGGCCGAGAACAGCAAACUGCGGAUCAAAUCUGACAUCACCUUUCACCUCUACAUCAGCACGGCACCUUGUGGGGACGGCGCUCUGUUCGAUAAAUCCUGCAGUGAAGCCGGAGAUGAAGUCGAGGGUCACCAGCCUCUGUUUGAAAACGCUAAGCAGGGGAAGCUUCGCACUAAAGUGGAGAACGGUGAGGGAACCAUCCCAGUGGAAUCCAGCGCCAUCGUUCCCACCUGGGACGGCAUCCAGCACGGCGAGAGGCUUCGGACGAUGAGCUGCAGCGACAAGAUCCUCCGCUGGAACGUUUUGGGCCUGCAGGGGGCGCUGCUCUCCAACUUCCUGCACCCCAUCUACCUGAAGUCCAUCACGCUCGGUUACCUGUACAGCCACGGUCACCUGACUCGUGCUGUUUGCUGUCGGCUGGCCAGAGACGGCGAGGCAUUUGCCCAGAGCCUCCCUUCUCCUUUCAAGCUGAACCACCCCGAGGUGGGCAGGGUGAGCGUCUACGACUCGACACGUCACACAGGAAAAACCAAGGAGUCCAGCGUGAACUGGAGCUUCCCAGAUCAGCACAGCGUGGAGGUGCUGGACGGGACCAAAGGACAACUCGAUGGGAACAAACUGGCCGUGUCCCGGGUGUCCAAGUCCAACCUGUUCUGCCUGUUCCGCUCGCUGUGCCAACGCUUCGGCCGGACCGACCUCCUCUCGCUGCCCUCCUACGCUCAGGCCAAGAUGGCGGCCUUGUCCUUCCAGCACGCCAAGCAUCAGUUCUUCCGGGCGCUCAGCGACCACGGCUACGGAGCCUGGAUCGGAAAACCGCUGGAGGAGAAGAGCUUCGAGGCCGACGAGGGCAACAACGGCUCGAACCUCCACGGCGGAUGCGGGAACAGUAGAAACGGAGGAGCGAUGGAGUUCAAGCAGGAGGAGCUUCAGUAGCAGAGAGCAGGAAAAAGCACAAAGCAUAUAAAGGAAAAGGACAAUCAAACUGAAUGCGAACACAUGGCUAACGGCUGCCGAGGAGGAGCGAUGGAACAGGACAGGACGAGUGGAGGGCGAACCCUGGAGGCAGGUACAGAACAUCGCAAACACUAAACAGGAAUCAGAUUGAAGUGGGACGCUGCUUUAGUGUCCUCAACGGUUAGCGUCCUUUCUACUGUUUCUUUCAUCGUCGUUUUUCCACUCUUUCACCACCAAACAAAUCCAGAUCGUUUGGCCUGUUUUCUGCUCGCCACAUUUGCGAUUCAAGGUUUUUAUUUUCCGCUCCCCGCUGCAUGGAAAUCAAAAAGGACGUCGAGCCGAAACGACGGAAAAUCGCACUGACCUUCCUUUAGACGUCAACUCUGAGAUCAGUCGCUGUGCGUAAACUCUUGUACUGUACAGAGGAACAACUUGUGUUGCCAGUCGGGCUUUUCUCAGUUAAACUAGCUGUAAAAAUAAAAACAAAAAGAGCCACCCGCAGUCUGUCCACAUGUUGUUGCCAUGGUUUCAGCGUAGCGUCGGUCAGUGCGGCCCUUCCAACUGUCCCAUCAUUCGUCUGUGCUUUCCAGCUUUUAUGUAGAAUUACUGAUGUCACCACCUCCAAGAAGAAGAAGUACAAUACCGUGUGUGUGCUUUUGUCGUUUCGUCGUGUCUUUUUUCUUUUCUUCUUCUGUUCUGUCAAAUCGGUCGUCAGGAGCUCACUGUGCCGCCGAGUCCCGGGAAGCCUCGACUGUCCUACCUGCUUCGUUUUUCAUUGUACAUCUUUUAAAAGAAAAAAAUAAAGGCUCCCGGGUUCGUUCUGCUGCACGGUUCACUCACUGAGGACGGUUCUGUUCUUUGACGGACAGGAGAAUGACUUGUCGUUGAUUUGGACGGAUGAUGCAAUAUAUACAUGAAGUAUACACAGAUACAUGAACACACAGGUGUGCAGUGGAGUCCCAAAGUCUGAUCAUUUCUUUCUUUAAAACUGUUUUUUGCAUUUUUUCUUUUAAGACCGUGUGAACGUGCUUUUUUAAAACUUUUUAAUCGAGCUGCAACGGUUAAUUAAUUAAUGUCGACUACAGUUGUUUUGGUGUUUUGAUUAAUCAGUUUUAUUUUUUUUUUAAAGAAAAGGUCUUUCUUUACUCUUCUAGGACAGCAAACUGACUAUUUUUUAUUCUGUGUGACAGAAGACAUUCAUAGGUGUCACUUUGGUGCUUCGGAAACGACACUUUUCACGGUUUUCUGGUAUUUUUUUCAGACCAAACUAAUCGAUUCACGAAGAGAAGCUAUGCAAGUCAGCAGCACACUGUAACACAUGAGAUGGUUUGAUGGAGGCGGUUUUGUUUCGACUGAAAAUAAAUCUUUUAUUUCCACGGGCGGGAGUUAAAGGUGAUCUGUGGACAAUACACAGCUGUAAUAUCCAUUAAAAAAUAUACAUACUGUGGAUAAGAACUCGAUAUAUUAUGCACAUAAGAGAUAGACUUCAUGAAAAAGCAAUACAGACAGUUUUUGUUGCAUUUUUUACUCAUUUUUAUUUGUCAUUUCUUCAAUAAAAGGCUUUAAAAAAACAAAACAAGAAAUGUUGUAUUUGUGUGUCCGUUAGAACGUGCAGACUUCUGGACUCCAUUGUGCAGCCAAAAGGAUAUUUGACUAUACCACUGUAAAUACAGUACGCCUGUGUGUGUCUCUGUGUGUGUGUGUGUAUUUGUGUAGGUUUAAUGUAUAUAUUUUGUAAAUCAUCAAAAGUUUCUUUUCUAUUCUUUUCUCUUUUUUGUUCCUGGUGUUUUGAUUAAAUUGCAAAUGGAAUACGCUGUUUGUUUUUUUUACCAAUAAAUUUUGAAAAAUAAAAUGA